UUGUAUUAUAUGAAAAUGUCAAACAGAAAUGUUGAAUUUUAUGUCUGUUUUGCAGCACCUCACUGUAUUCACGAUACCAAGUUGGACCACAGCUCCCAACCUCUGGAGAACGCCAUCUCGCUCUCCGUCACCCCAAACCCAGAGGAGUGUCCACAGUGUGCUGUCGCCCUGUCACUCAAGGAGGGGGCGGGAUCGACGGGCCACUCAGCCAAUGGGGAGGAAGAGGAGGGUGCACUGGAGGAGACCGACAGGGAUGAGAACUGCUUGGACCAGAAGGGGGACAAUGACUCUGAAGACUCGCCAAAGAGGAAACGCACCUGUUUUGGGAAAUGUAAAGAUGUUUGGGAUGAAAUGAGAGUGAAGCUUUGGGGUAUAGUUGAAAGCAAGUACUUCAACAGAGGGAUUAUGAUCGCCAUCCUCAUCAAUACAAUCAGCAUGGGCAUCGAACACCAUAACCAGCCUGAUGAACUGACUAAUGUCCUGGAGAUUUGUAACAUAGUGUUUACCAGUAUGUUCACCCUGGAGAUGAUCCUCAAGCUGACUGCCUUUGGCUUCUUUAAAUAUCUGAGAAAUCCCUACAACAUCUUUGAUGGCAUCAUUGUGAUCAUCAGUGUAUGUGAGAUCAUUGGGCAGUCUGACGGGGGUCUGUCCGUCCUGAGAACGUUCAGACUGUUGAGGGUCAUAAAGCUGGUGCGGUUCAUGCCAGCUCUGCGCAGACAGCUGGUGGUCCUGAUGAAGACCAUGGACAACGUGGCCACCUUCUGCAUGUUACUAAUGCUCUUUAUCUUCAUAUUCAGUAUUCUGGGAAUGCACAUAUUUGGCUGCAAGUUCAGCCUGAAGACAGAGGCUGGGGACACAGUACCUGACAGGAAAAACUUUGACUCCCUGCUUUGGGCCAUUGUCACAGUGUUUCAGAUCCUAACUCAAGAGGACUGGAACAUGGUUUUGUAUAACGGCAUGGCCUCUACCUCCCCCCUGGCUGCCCUGUAUUUCGUCGCUCUCAUGACUUUUGGGAACUAUGUUCUGUUCAAUCUGCUUGUGGCUAUCUUAGUGGAAGGAUUUCAGGCUGAGGGUGAUGCUAACCGUUCCUACUCUGACGAUGACAGAUCCUCUUGUAAUUUAGAAGAAUCUGAGAAAAAGGACUCACUCCAGCUGUCAGAUCCCAAGAUUUCCACUUUGACCCCUAAUGGGCAUCUGGAUUUGGCACCUGCACCCAACGCCAGGGGCCUGUACCCGUCUGAAAGGCUGAGCUUUGCCCUGGGUUCCCGCAAGAGCAGCGUGAGCUCUCUGGGCAGGGCUAGCCUGGAGCAGACGGCGCUGUGUCCAGGACGAGCCUCUCUGUACCACAACUGGGGACGGCCCGCGCAGCCAGGAAUAUGGAGUCGCAGGUCGAGCUGGAACAGCUUGGGUCGAUCCUCUAGAUGCCUGGGGAUGGGGGGCGGAGGCAGUUUAAGGGUCCGUAGCCCUCACUCUCACCCCGCUGAGCAGGAGUCCCUGCUGUCUCCUCCUCCCCCUCCUCUGCAUCCGCCUCUGCUCUCCAGACACUUCGUCCCGUGCAGAGAACGGCGGGCUCUCUCUCUGGAGCUUCCUGAGCUGCUGCAGGUGCCUGGACCGGUCUUGCCUCCUCUGCACCCCCGGCAAAGCAAGAAGAGCUUCUCUGGGGGUCUAGGAAGCGUUGGAGAGCACCAGGACUGUAAUGGGAAGACACCGUCAGUCCAACCACAAAUCAUCAAUGAAGUCUACCCUCAGGUCAAUACACGCAAGGACAGGGAUGAUCUGGACGAUGAGCUGGACUAUAGUCUAUGUUUCCGGAUCCAGAAGAUGAUCGAGGUGUACAGACCAGACUGGUGUGAGACCAGGGAAGACUGGUCCGUCUUCCUCUUCUCUCCCCAAAACAAGUUCAGGUUGUUGUGCCAGUCCAUUAUUGCCCAUAAGCUGUUUGACUAUGUGGUGCUGGCCUUCAUCUUCUCAAACUGCAUCACUGUGGCUCUGGAGAGACCCAAGAUCCUUCAGGGUAGCCUGGAGAGGCUUUUCCUCACCGUGUCCAAUUACAUUUUCACAGCCAUAUUUGUGGGGGAGAUGACACUCAAGGUGGUGUCUAUGGGAUUGUAUCUUGGAGAGCAGGCAUACUUGCGCAGCAGUUGGAACAUUUUGGAUGGUUUCCUGGUGUUUGUGUCUUUGAUUGACAUUGUCGUGUCGAUGGCGGGUGGGGCUAAGAUCCUGGGGGUGCUCAGAGUUCUCAGGCUUCUACGCACACUGCGCCCCCUCAGGGUUAUCAGUCGAGCUCCUGGCCUCAAACUGGUUGUGGAGACUUUGAUCACCUCUCUGAAGCCUAUAGGAAACAUAGUUCUCAUCUGCUGUGCCUUUUUCAUCAUCUUUGGCAUCCUGGGAGUCCAGCUUUUCAAAGGCAAGUUCUACCACUGCUUGGGCCUGGAUGUCAAAAACAUCACCAACAAGUCUGACUGCCUCUUGGCCAAUUAUAAGUGGGUCCAUCACAAGUACAACUUUGACAACUUGGGGCAGGCUCUGAUGUCCCUGUUUGUGCUGGCAUCGAAGGACGGCUGGGUCAACAUCAUGUAUCAUGGUUUGGACGCAGUGGCGGUGGACCAGCAGCCCAUAACCAAUAACAACCCCUGGAUGCUACUGUACUUCAUUUCCUUUCUCCUGAUCGUCAGUUUCUUCGUACUGAACAUGUUUGUUGGAGUGGUGGUGGAGAACUUCCACAAGUGCCGACAGCACCAGGAGGUGGAGGAGGCCAAGAGGAGAGAGGAGAAGCGACUGAGACGCAUGGAGAAAAAGAGACGGAAGGCCCAGAAGUUGCCCUACUAUGCCAGUUACAGUCACGUGCGACUGAUGAUCCACACCCUGUGCACCAGUCACUACCUGGACAUCUUCAUCACCUUCAUCAUUUGUGUAAACGUUGUGACUAUGUCACUGGAGCACUACAGCCAGCCUCGUUCUCUGGAGAUCGCACUCAAGUACUGUAAUUAUUUCUUCACCAGCACCUUUGUGCUGGAGGCUGUCCUGAAGCUCAUUGCGUUUGGCUUCCGACGUUUCUUCAAAGACAGGUGGAACCAGCUGGAUUUGGCUAUAGUGCUGCUGUCAGUCAUGGGCAUCACGUUGGAGGAGAUCGAGAUCAGUGCUGCUCUGCCUAUCAACCCCACCAUCAUACGCAUCAUGAGGGUCCUGCGCAUCGCACGUGUGCUAAAGCUGUUAAAGAUGGCCACGGGAAUGAGAGCAUUGCUGGAUACGGUGGUUCAAGCCCUGCCACAGGUGGGGAACCUUGGCCUCCUCUUCAUGUUGCUGUUCUUCAUUUAUGCUGCACUGGGGGUGGAAUUGUUUGGAGAGCUGGUGUGCAACGAGGACUAUCCAUGUGAGGGCAUGAGUCGGCACGCCACCUUUGAGAACUUCGGCAUGGCGUUCCUCACCCUCUUCCAGGUCUCUACUGGGGACAACUGGAACGGCAUAAUGAAGGACACUCUUCGAGAAUGCCCGCCGGGCGAAUACACCUGUAAUCCAAGCCUACAAUUCAUCUCUCCGUUGUACUUUGUGAGCUUCGUGCUAACGGCCCAAUUUGUCCUCAUCAAUGUGGUCGUGGCAGUGCUGAUGAAACACCUGGACGACUCCAACAAAGAAGCCCAGGAGGAGGCAGAGAUGGAUGCGGAGAUUGAACUGGAGCUGGCCCAGGGAACGCUCUGCUGCAUCGGAGGAGGGGGGUCUGGAGUGGAGAGGAGCAGUGGGGGGCAUCAGGGGGCUGGACCCAGCUCUACUGUUCCACCUCACUCCCCAAACACACUCCCAGGUGUCCACGAGCCCAACAGCGCCAGGAAACUCUACUCACCAGCCCAGGAGAACUUGUGGCUGGACAGUGUAUCUCUGCUUAUCAAAGAUUCGUUUGAAGGGGAGAUGCUGAUGAUUGACAACCUCUCUGGCUCCGUCUUCCAUCAUUACUCCUCCCCACCUGUCUGCAAGGACUGCAGGACUCAUCCGCAAGAGCAGAUCCACAUGGCUGAACUGGAGCAGGCGUCUCUGAGGUCGGAGCAGCUCUCAGAUAAGUCAUCCUCACCAGCGCUGCCUGAUGACCUCAGCCUGGACGAGCAGAGCGUGUACCAGAUGGCUGCCAAAGAGGGCAAGGAAAGGGGUUGUGAUGAGUGGCUAAACACUGAAGAACCUGGAGGGAGAGGUCACAGCAGGUUACGGCGACCUUCUCGGGUUCACAGCUCUGGGACAGAGGAUGGGGCGGCAGUGAAUGGAGGCGGUUCUCAAAGUCCACAUCACAACACACCUGCUCAUCACAACAUAGGUGGAGUUCCCUGUAGCAGCAGUAAUCAGGAGCACCCAGGGCUUUCUGGAGCUUCGAGCCUCUCUACCACUCCCAUCCGUCUCCCUGCCGAAUUCUUCCACCCAGCUGCAGCGGCCCUCCCCGCACCCCCGAGAGGCCGACCGGGACACAAACCAAGAGGGCUUCGGCUAACUUCCCCAGCCUCAUGGGCGUCUCUACGCUCUCCUGGCGCAAACACCAGGCUGCUUACCACACAGUAUCCAUCUCACAGUGACUCCUCCCUGGCUACGGGGAGCUCAGAGAGCAGCCUACUGACCACCAUGGAAGAAGGGCUCAGUUUCAACGUAUCCACCACCCAGCCGCUGCUGGACACACUCCUCGACGAUCGCGCCAGCCUCUCCACGGAGACCCUGAGACCCAGUCCUCCAGCUACCCAGAACCUCCAAACUACGAGGGGACACCAGCGCAGCAAGAGCAGCUGUGAAACGGACAUCAGUGCAGGAAGAACUCGGCAAGGCUCCGAUGAGGAUGUAGGGAUGGUACGGUGCAACUCUAACCAGACGUGUGACAGCCAGCAGCUCUCAGAGACACCAAGCAGCCUGUCGCUGACGUCGCUGCUUCUGCCGAGCUCUCUAGCACCCCCGUCUGUGAAAAAGUGCAACAGCACGGGCAGCUUAGACCAUGGGACUCUCACAACCCAAGAAAAAGUGUUCAUAAAAGAGCCAAAGGGUAAAAUCACCAGCCCCUGGAAAGAAAGUAAAGAAGCAAGAAGAAAGAGUCAGUCGGAGGCAGCACAAGGAAAAGACGGGGAAAGUACAAGCCAAAUAACAAUUGUGGGCUCCAGGAGAAAUAGAUGAAGCUUUACCUAGUGUUCAUAUUUCUAAGGCCCACUACUCGAUCUCUGUUUUUUUCAGGGAGCAGUUUGACAUGUGGCAUUCCAUCUCAAAGUCUUUCUCUCUCUAUCUCCCUGUUUUCAUUUGUGACCUGUUACCAUUUUGUAUUUGCUUGUGGUAAACGUCCGACAGGACUGUAGAGAAACUGGAUAGAGAGACCUGAGAGCAGUGUGGCCCCUUGGAGCAUGUCUAGACCGAAGGGGACUGUUCAAACAGCUGCCUGAACAAUCAGGUCAGGAGAUGACAUACAGUACAGGCAAAGCUUUCCGUAUGCCGGAAUGCUGGGAGUUUUCUUAAAAGUUAGUUAAAAAGGAAAAAAAAAAGAUAAACCUACAAGUAUAUAUAUAGAGGAACUGAAAAGAUAAGGAGAUACAGUAAAAGAGAUUGAUUCUCUAAAAGAGGGCAUGUUGUGUUAAAUGAUUUAAUGCAGUUCCAUUACAAUGAAGAUUUUAGGAUUUUAACUCAGUAUACACAUACUUUUUACAGGGUUUUCGUUCGUUUGUUAUUUUGUUUGUUUGUAUUUGUGUUUUACAUCAUUGAGGAGAAAGAACAACAUUCCACAUUCUAUCUGAAGCAAGGCAUUUGUUUUAGAGAGUUAAUGGGAGGAAGUCAGACAUCUAUCUAUCUAUCUAUCUAUCUAUCUAUCUAUCUAUCUAUCUAUCUAUCCGUCUAUCUGUCUGUCUGUCUGUAAUUUUAUUUAUUUAUUCAGAUUUAUUUAUUUAUUUAUUUAUUUAUUCGGUUUUAUUUAAAUUAUUGUUUAUAUAUUUAAUUAAAGGUCAAAUGUAGAAAUAUGUAAUCUCCUACCUUUUGCAUUAGGAGAUGAAGAAAAUAUGGACACAAGGACAAAGAACAGGCCUCUGCAUGAAGGAGUCUCUUUACAACAAAGUUCAAUGUAACAACUACUGAAGAUGUCAAUGCUGGAAGAAAACAGUGUGGUUUUUACUCAGAUAUUUUUUUAUUGAUAUGCUCUGGAUCAAGGAAUAGGUGACGCACAUUGUUGUGGUCACCGUUCUCCUCCCCACAACCCAAGAACAUUUCUCUAUGUGACUUUAUUCCCUGCAAGUGGCUUCCAUUUUUAUAAUUUUGAUUAGGUGGAAGGGACUUUUUGUAUGCUCCGGUAAAAAGAACCAAGCAAAGAAACAACAACGAAAAAAAAAAAAAAACAUCCUAAGGAUUUUAGACUGUGGAUUACAUGAACUCAUGGAUGCUGAAUACAGCCAGACAAAGGAUGAUGAACAGGCAAUGGGAUUUAAACGCUUCUUCAAGAACCCAGGAGCCUCUGCUUUAUUUUGGUCCUCGGAUGGCAUGUCAGAUGAGGAAAACACAAGACGGUGAUAUUUAGCUUUCAUUUUGACAAAACUAGGUUGAUUGGAUUUGCAACUGAAUCAAAUAUUUAUACAUGAAUUUUCUUUAGCAUGGUUACUGGAUUGCAGUAGGACACCUCUGAUUUAUUAUUCCUCCUCUUUGAAAAAAAAAAUGCACUCGUUUGCUCUUUAUUUUAUCUAGCUUAGACUUGGUCACUGUAUUCAUGUGCAAAUGGAGCAACUCUAGGAAUGACACUCCAAAUAUCUCCAAAUAUCUUAGUUUAGCCUGCAGUAGUGUUUAGCACCCCUAAUGUUUUUGUUUGUUUGUUUGUUUUUGUUUUUUAGAAUAUUCAGGUGAAUAUCACAUUUAGACUUGACCUGUUGAUGAACUUUGAUUUGACAUUGUUGUUUGAUUGGUAGUGACUGUCCAUCCAUGGCGUCUGGUUCUCUGUAC
Messenger RNA from Cyprinus carpio (common carp), 6933 nucleotides. RefSeq names its product voltage-dependent T-type calcium channel subunit alpha-1I-like. Gene Ontology annotation, molecular function: low voltage-gated calcium channel activity; voltage-gated sodium channel activity. The transcript is spliced from 28 exons. Gene Ontology annotation, cellular component: voltage-gated calcium channel complex; voltage-gated sodium channel complex; neuron projection. Lineage: Eukaryota; Metazoa; Chordata; Actinopteri; Cypriniformes; Cyprinidae. Bases 10 to 5139 code for a protein of 1709 amino acids. Gene Ontology annotation, biological process: neuronal action potential; calcium ion transmembrane transport; positive regulation of calcium ion-dependent exocytosis. The record is from RefSeq and is a predicted model, not a curated record.